Molecule: messenger RNA, 1487 nt
Organism: Leptonychotes weddellii (Weddell seal)
Lineage: Eukaryota; Metazoa; Chordata; Mammalia; Carnivora; Phocidae
Product: protein POLR1D-like
Source: RefSeq, a predicted model, not a curated record
CUAAUAUAAUGAAUUUGUUUUACAAAGAAAGCUUUAGGAUGUUGAAGAAUCUCAGUAUCAAAAUUACCCAGAACUAAAUUUGUGUCUGAAUAAUUGUUUACUUGCUCAAGUUCUCUGCGCUUAGUGCUUCCAUAUCCUCCUGCUGCUUGCUUUUCUUGUAUUUUAAUGCGGCUUACACGUCCGUUUCAUCCUCUCGUUAAAUAACUAUCUUGUUUCCUGAGGUUGAUGUUUCAUAAUCUUUGAUGAUUUAAGCCUCUGGGAUAAUGUGCAGUAGAAGCUGGCUUUGCUCCUUCCUUACCCAAGAAUCAUUAGCAAGUCUUCCAGGAAAAACAAUAGAGGCCACAGAAAGCAAUUGAAGAACUGCUUAAAGAGGCAAAACGUGGGAAAACGAGAGCAGAAACCAUGGGACCUAUGGGUUGGAUGAAGUGUCCUCUCGCUGGGACAAAUAAAAGAUUCCUCAUUAACACAAUUAAGAACACGCUGCCCUCCCAUAAAGAGCAAGACCCUGAGCAAAAAGAGGGCAGCAAGGAAGCCGCGAAAAGCCAGAGCCAGAAAGAAGAGAAACGGAAGAAGCACAGAGCCCACCCCUACAAACACAGCUUCCAGGCCCGGGGCCCCGGCAGCCGCUCUCCAUGCAAGAAGUGCAGCAAGCAGCAGAAGGACGAGACGCGCUCCAACAGGCGAUGAGGCGGGCCCCAGCCGCCAGCGCUGCUUCCUCUGGGCCGGGGGUGUGCAGACGAGCCUGUGAGGACAGGCCUUGAGCUGCAGAGCGAGCACCGAGGAGUGACUUUCAUGGUCGGUCCUUUGCUGUUGUGACAAGGAAAUGAGUCCACGGGGACUUGCCCUGAAGGUGUUGGAGCACGUUUCAGCUCCUUCAGCCGGGCGUCCUCCUAUACACGUGUCCUGUUUUCAUUCUCUCUUGUUUGGAAGUUGGUUUCAAAAUAAACCUAAGACUUCAAGUUUUCAGAGAUUGUUACUACUAGUUCCGAUUUUUUUUUUUUUUUGAUGUAUUACAAUUGUGGUCGUCUCUCCAAUUUUCUCCAAAAAAUAAAACCCUUGUAAAUCCUAUACGUUAUCUUUUUGGAUGAUGAAUUUAAAAUUCAGAAGUCAUCAGGAGAAGAGGUAGCCCUUCAGGGGCUAGAAAUUUACCAUGAAACUCUCUGUUUUGUUUUCCUGUAAGUGAGCAAUGUAGGAAAUUCUCAAAAUGGCUUUGAAUUUAGUGUUCCAUAUCAGUAACCAGAGGUUAAAAAAUUGGCCCUGUGGUUUCCUUGUGCAUUCUCAAACUCACUCCUAAGAUAGAACAACUUUUCUAUAUUUAAUUUUGGGGGGAAUAUGUAAGUUUUAAGUGGUGCUUUAAAAAGAACCCUUAAAGUUAAAAUUAAUGUAAGUAUUUUAGUGCUAUGUCUUAUUUAGCUACAGACUAUAAUACCACUCAGUAUAGUUGUUUCAGAAAUCUUAAUUUUAAAUAAAAGUGUGUUUACAACGCC